AAACAAUUGACAAAAUUAAACAGAUCCGUUGAAUAAUCAUCUAUCUCUCUCUCUCUCUCUCUCUCUUUCUCGUUUGUGCAAUUUGAUUAAUUUCGUAGGCGGGAAAAUAUGAAGAACGCGCGAUAGUGAUAAUAAUAUAUAUAGUGUGUCUUGAAUGUAUGUAAUUUUCAAGUUAAACCACAUAUAUUAUGAUUAAGAAAUUCUCUUUGAACGCGUACUUCUGAUCAAACUGAACUACUAUCUUUCAUUCAGUCUCAAGCGUUAGAGUUAUAAAGAAGAAUUACGAAGUAACUUGCUACGAAUGAACGAAGACAUUAUUCUAAAUUAAAUUGAAUAAUAUCGAAAGUUUAAUAGUGAAAGAUCAUUUUGAUGAUCAAUGUGGAUGAUCCGCGCUUUGUUAUAUAUUGUAUAUCAAACAUAUUGUUAAGUGAUGUAUGAGAAGUGUUAAAAUAUGCCAUUGCAUUUAAUAUUUUUAAUUAUAUGGAGUUUUGUGAUAGAAGAAGGAUUAUGUAUCACAUUGAAGAGAGUUGCUUUACAACCGUCCAACACAUUAGACGAUUAUUAUGCUUAUCGUCAUAUCUCAAUCAUUCAUUUCGAUGUACCAGAAUAUUCAAUAACUGCGGGAUUCAAAUUUACAGUAAAAGAAGAAAAAACCGGUGGUAUAGGUAAAUGUUCAGCAAGAAAUGUUUCAUUGUAUUUGAAAUCCGGUAGUAUACCAUUAAUUCGUCCAGACGGAUCGAUUAUCGAGGCUAAACUUAUGAAAAGAAGACGCAAACACUAUGCUUUAAAUAUUCAAAGUAAUGGUGACGAACAUAUGAUUACUAUCGAUUCACCAAUACCAGGUGACUGGUAUAUAAUUGCUUUUCGAAGUUGGACCGAUCCUAAUAGCGACAAGAUUAAACAGCAAGGUCUCGGUGCAUCAUGUGAUACUGUUCUCGAUGCUGAGUUGUUAAUUGAGAUGCCAUCAGUGAUAUCAUUUAUAGAAUUUAACAAAGAUUAUGAAAUCGUAUUAAACAAAAAUACAGAUACUUCAGUAGCACAAAUUUCAAUGCCAAAUAAUUUAUUAAACGCUGUAUUAGCGUUGAAUCAAUCCUGCGAAGAGAAUUGUAAAUUUGCAAUACAUAUUGUUGCUCAGGAACAUAUUACAGGACAGAUCGUUAACGAUACAGAUACUUUGAUCCCAUUCAAGCCUUAUUCAAAAACAUUCCAUUAUAUUACACUUCGUUUACUUUCUGGAAAUAUGACCAGUAUUUUUUUACGAUUUGAAAAGGACACUACUUCGUUCGUUGAAACUAAUCAAGUUAAAUGUUUAAAUCUUAUAAGAAAAUCAUUGCCAGAGUUUUUUCUUUUUGAUUACGAACAUCGUGGUGAAAACGAUACGAAGGCUGUACCAUUUAAUUUAACCAACGAUGGUAUUACGGUUCUUGAUUUUGAAAUUGGCCGAGUUUACGAUGUUGGCGGUACAGUAACAGUGAAAAUAAAAAUGCUUGAUGUGGAUAAAAAGGAUGAAAAAAAUGUUUUCGUCGUAGCUUGCAUUAAUUUGGGAUAUUACUCGAAUAUCACUGCCGGUGGAAGUUGCAUACGAGCACAAAAUGUAACUGGGGCAGACAUAUAUGCAAACGAGACGGCACCGGCUCAUAUUCAUAUACCAUUUCCCGAACCUGGAAGGUGGUACGUCACUUUAAAAUCAUUUAGCAUCGAGGGAAAGUGUAAUUGUGCUGAGAAUUGUUUGAACGGUACUAUCAUCUGUCAAGAAUGCGAAUGUAUGAUACCGUGUUCUGUUAAAAUAGAGACCAGUAUAUCUUCGUCACCUUGCAUCGAAGGACGUUGUAAUUCACAUGGAAAAUGUAUGCAUUACAUGAGCGGUGGUUUUGUCUUUGCAGCUUGUUAUUGUACAGAAGGAUAUCGUGGUUUUGAUUGUGCCGAUGGAACAUACGUUCUCGGUAACAAAGACAUACUAGUACGUUGUUUGAUGUUAACCAUUAGCAAUCUUGCCUUCAUUGGUUCGAUUUACUUAGCAAUACGUCGAGAAUAUUUUACAGAAGCUAUCGUAUAUACAGCCGUAAUGUUCUUCUCAACAUUUUAUCAUGCCUGCGAAGCUGGAGAAAAUGUUUACAGUAUUUGUAUAAUGCGAUUGAGCGUAUUACAAUUCUGCGAUUUUUUCAACGCACUUCUUUCCAUUUGGGUUACAUUGGUAGCAAUGGCUUCCUUUGGACCAAAGCUCACAGCAUUUUUCCAGAUACUGGGUGCAAUUGUUCUUGCUAUGAGCUCAGAAAUGGAUCGUACUGCACUUUGGGUAUUCCUUUUACCAGCCAUCACUGGAUCUUCUUUAAUUGGAUUAUCUUGGGGACUUACAUGUAAAAGAAGAAAAACUGUUCGAUAUCCUUCACGCGUUUACAGAACCAUCUACUUUCCGGCGGGUCUUCUCAUAGUCUCUUUGGGUCUUGUUUGCUAUGCCUUUUUACAAACGCGUAGUAAUUAUCACAUUGUUCAUAGUUUGUGGCAUAUUUGCGUGGCCGUUGCGGUUAUGCUUUUAUUACCAAAAAAACAUUAUAUGAAAUAAAUAUGUUUUUAGUAAAUACAUUUCAAAUUCAGGGAUCAUAAAUGAUAGAUAUGUGUGCAUGUAUAAUAAUCGUACGAUACUUGUACGUAUUUAUUAUCCUAGAAAAUAUUGAUCUGAAUUUGUCUCAUGAUCAAUUGUGUAUAUUAUAUUAAUUAUUUUAAUCAAACAAAACAAAACAAAAAAGAAAAGAAAAGAAAACUGUUAUUCUUGUAAAACGAACCUCUAUACAUACGGCAUUACAUUUUUCCACAAGAAUAGUUUAUAAAUAUGUAAUAUAUACAUGGUGUAUCCUCAUGGGGGGUGGGGGUGGUACAACGAAGCAGGGGAUGAUUCAACGUGUAAAAAUAAAUCGUAACAUUUUUACUUUUGAGAUGAUACCAGCUUCGGGAUACACUCUGUAUAUAUAAAUAUAUACAUAUAUAUAUAUAUAUAAGAAAUUUGAAAGGACAUUUAAACGAAUGCAAUAAUAUACAGUAUCAAAAGCAAUUAUUCUAACAGUAUUAUUUAGUUAACAUAUUCGCAUUUCAAUGCAAAACAAAAUUUAAACAUAAAAUCCAAAUAUAAAUCUUUCUAUCAAUUUUUAUUAAAAAUAUAUGGCAAAGCAUAUAUGUUAUUUAUAAAAGCAAAAUUAUUAUAAAAACAUUAUUAGAAAGUUGAAACAUAUAACUUGUGCUUUUACUGACAUAGAAUUAUUGUUAUUUAGGAUUGUAAGUAAAUGACUUUUGAAGAUUCAUUCACAAAUCAUAUUACAUUUAAAAGAUAAUGUUUGAAUUUUCUAUUAAUAUAUUAUUUAAUUAUUAUUUAUAUGUGAGACAGUGAUUUAAUUUGCAUCAUGUAGGAAUCAAAACCUCGCACAUAUGUAAAAAUUAUUAUUUAUUAUAAUAACAUUAUAUUAUUAUAUAUAUAUAUAUAGACGCGCAUAUAAUUUUGAACAAAUGUACACAUACACACAUGCAUUACAUAUAUAUGUAUAUGUACAUUAAUAAGUCAAUUUCAUGAAUAUAGUAUAGAUAGAUAAAAAAUAUUGAAAAGAAAUGAACAAACAGAAUUAUAUAUAUAUAUAGAAACGUGUAUAUUACAGGUACAUGAAUUACAUAUGUAUUUUUAAUAUGUAUCUUUUAAAUUGAACAAUUCUCUAGUCGACUCUAUUGUUCUUGUCUGAACUAUUGUUGAUAGUUUUUUUUUUAUGUCUGACAACAAAAACAACAACAGAAAGAAAAAAAAACCAUUACAUAUUUACAGUGCACGAAUCAAUGCAUGAAAAGUUACAGUACUAUUUAUGAUAUAUCAUGGCAGGAACACAUUUCUUCUUUAUUGUAUGUAAAUAUGUAAUCUACCAAAGAUUGUUUAAUUGAUCGUGAAAAUUAAUUGAUAAAAUGGAGAAUAUUAAAAAACAAACAAAACAAAA
Polistes dominula (European paper wasp) is the source of this 3971-nucleotide messenger RNA. RefSeq names its product post-GPI attachment to proteins factor 6. NCBI's taxonomy places the organism in Eukaryota, Metazoa, Arthropoda, Insecta, Hymenoptera, Vespidae. Gene Ontology annotation, cellular component: membrane. The record is from RefSeq and is a predicted model, not a curated record.